AUGAGCUCUCCCUUGAAUCAACAUUUCCUCAAUUGCCUGUGGGUCUGCAUUUUUCAUGACUGUGGGCCAUUGGUGUCCUUGCGAAUUGCUUGUUCACACACUAGAACUUGUUGGUUUUUUUUUAAAACUGAAUAUUCAGUUUUCAUUGAUGUGUAAGACCUCUUCAUAGAUUAAGACUAUCGAACCAACCUUUAACCUAUGCUUUCCAAAUAUGCUUUCCCGAAUUUUUCACCGGAGUUGGUUGUUUUCCAUUAUUAGGGAGCCUCAGAAGCUUUUGCUUUCUGCUUUGUAUGCAGUCAAAUCUGUUGAUCUUUCUCUGUCCCUCUUUUUUUUUUUUUUUUUUUUUGUUCUGAUUUCUGCCUUUGGAGCUGUGUUUAGGUCGUAAUCAAAGGCCAUGCCUCAGUGUCUCAGGGAAGGUAUAUUUGCUUUUAUUGUCUUCUAACACUUGCUUGUUUUUUUAACGCUCCAAUCCUCAGCAUCUAGAGUGUACUUCAUGGAGGGAUCCAGCUCUGCGUUGUCCCCGGGUCUGGAUGACCCCAUGUGACCUCUAGAGCAUCCAAUGGCCUUUGGAGCUGCACCCCACCCCUGUGCUCCCCAAUGCUGUGCCAGCUCCUCCCUCCAGGGUCCUGCCCAGCCCUGCCCUGCGUGCCCACCCCCCCCCCAUGCCUCACACCUGCCUCUCUCCCCAGGCACCUGUGCUAAGCUGCGGCUACCCCUGCAAGCAACCUUCCAAGUCCUUCGUGGCGAUGGUGCUUCCGUGGGGACCGUGCUCAUGUUCCGCUGCCCCUCCAACCACCAGAUGGUGGGGUCUGGGCUCCUCACCUGCACCUGGAAGGGGAGCAUCGCUGAGUGGUCUUCAGGGUCCCCAGUGUGCAAACUGGUGCCACCACACGAGACCUUUGGCUUCAAGGUGGCCGUGAUCGCCUCCAUUGUGAGCUGUGCCAUCAUCCUGCUCAUGUCCAUGGCCUUCCUCACCUGCUGCCUCCUCAAGUGCGUGAAGAAGAGUGAGCAGCGGCACUCCAACAGGUCAGCCCAGCUGUGGUCCCAGCUGAAAGAUGAGGACUUGGAGACGGUGCAGGCCGCAUAUCUUGGCCUCAAGCACUUCAACAAACCCGUGAGCGGGCCCAGCCAGGCGCACGACAACCACAGCUUCACCACAGACCAUGGUGAGAGCACCAGCAAGCUGGCCAGUGUGACCCUCAGCGUGGACAAGGACCCUGGGAUCCCCAGAGCUCUGAGUCUCAGUGGCUCCUCCAGCUCACCCCAAGCCCAGGUGAUGGUGCACAUGGUGAACCCCAGACAGCCCCUGCUUGCCUCUGGGCUGGCCACAGGAAUGCCACAACAGCCCGCAGCAUAUGCCCUAGGGUGACCACGCAGUGAGGCUUGUGCCCAUGCUUCACACUGGGAGGCCAGGCUGACCCCACCAGCCCCUCAGCUGCAACUCCACAUCAAUUCCACAUGCGCCCAGCUCGAGACUGAUGAGUGGAAUCAGCUUCCAGGUGUAGGGACCCCUUGGGGGGCCAAGCUGACAUCCAAGGCUGAGGACCCCAGUGGGGAGUGUUCUGUUCCGACAUACCCUGGCCGUAACGAUUUUUAUAGUUAUGGACUACUUGAAACCACUACUGAGGGUAAUUUACCAGCUGUAGCCUCCCACUAACUAGCAUUCCUUUAAAGAGACUGGGAAAUGUUUUAAGCAAAUCUAGUUUUGUAUAAUAAAAUAAGAAAAUAGCAAUAAACUUUUCAGCAACUA
Molecule: messenger RNA, 1750 nt
Organism: Nomascus leucogenys (northern white-cheeked gibbon)
Lineage: Eukaryota; Metazoa; Chordata; Mammalia; Primates; Hylobatidae
Gene: SUSD3
Product: sushi domain containing 3
Exons: 4
Coding region: 560-1369 (269 amino acids)
Cellular component (GO): plasma membrane
Source: RefSeq, a predicted model, not a curated record